AUGAAAAUGAUCCAUAAGAUUGGGAUGGUAAGAGCCAUAUACCUUAUUCUGAUUUACAAACAUGCCAUCAUUUUAUGUGGAGAAGACGAAAGCACUGUUGAGAUUGUUCUUUUAAAUAAUGGCACGGAGAAGGAAAAAAGUAGUAAUGGUGGCGUAAAGGGGCCUGCAACAGAAAAUAAGUAUAGGGAGCUUAAGAACAUACUAACAACACUGGUGAGCCAUUUCUUGGCAGGCAGCAGGUUCAAAAACAAUCUUCUUAAAAACUAUGAUGGAGCUGACCAGCCUAGCGUCCCAAAGGAAGGUAAUGAUAAACAAAAACCUACUGACCACAGAAAGGAUGAAGGAGUGGGCAAUCUUUCUCCACAGGAACCAACCAUAGAGAUGCUGGAAAAAAUAAGGAAGAAUCCCCAUGGGAUAUAG
Messenger RNA from Encephalitozoon romaleae SJ-2008, 420 nucleotides. RefSeq lists its product as hypothetical. The record is from RefSeq and is a predicted model, not a curated record. Bases 1 to 420 code for a protein of 139 amino acids. Lineage: Eukaryota; Fungi; Microsporidia; Unikaryonidae. The transcript has a single exon.